Notothenia coriiceps (black rockcod) is the source of this 1506-nucleotide messenger RNA. RefSeq names its product nebulin-like. The transcript is spliced from 8 exons. Gene Ontology annotation, molecular function: actin filament binding. The annotation marks the transcript as partial. Lineage: Eukaryota; Metazoa; Chordata; Actinopteri; Perciformes; Nototheniidae. Gene Ontology annotation, cellular component: Z disc. Gene Ontology annotation, biological process: cardiac muscle thin filament assembly. The record is from RefSeq and is a predicted model, not a curated record.
GCCGUGUACAAAUCUGAUAUGGAGUGGCUGAGAGGAUGCGGCUGGUCCCCACAGGACUCAGUGGACGUCGUCAAAGCUAAGCACGCCAUGAACAUCUUCAAUGAGAGGCUCUACCGCCAGCCCCCAAGCAACGAGAAGUUCACCAGCGUGGUCGAUCUGCCAUCUAUGGUCCUGUCCAAGCAAAACGCUAUCAACAUCAGUGAUAGGAAAUAUAGGGAAGUCUGGGAUAAUGACAAGCUCAACUUCCACAUGCCGCCCGACGCCCCCGGCUUUAUUCUGUCCAAGGCCAAUGCUGUCAGCAUCAGCAAUAAACUGUACACGAAGAGUUGGGAUGAGCAGAAGGCCAAAGGCUACCAGAUCAAGGAGGAUACUAUCUCUGUGCUGAAGGCCAGAGCUUCCAGGGAUAUCGUCAGUGAUUACAAAUAUAAGGCAGGAUACCGUAAGCAGGUGGGCCACCACAUCGGUGCUCGCUGCGUCCAGGAAGACCCUCUGAUCAUGCUGGCUCUGAACUCAGCCAGGAUUGCCAGUGACGCCCUGUACAAGAAGGACUUCAACAAGUCCAAGACCAAGUUCAACCUGCCCGUGGACAUGCUGAAUAUUGAACUGGCCAAGAAAUGCCAGAUCCAGGUCAACGACUUCAACUACAGCACUCACCUGCACAACUGGACCUGCCUGCCAGACUCCACUGACGUGCGCCAGGCCAGAAAGGCUUACGACCUGCAGAGCGAUGCUGUUUAUAAGGCCGACAUGGAAUGGAUGAGGGGAACCGGUUGGGUGCCAAUAGGUUCAGUUGAUGUGGAGAAGGCCAAGAAAGCAGGAAAUAUCCUGAAUGAAAGGAAGUACCGUGAGCAUCCCAGCAAAUUCAAGUUCACAGCCAAGACAAGUGACAUCCCAUAUGCCCUUGCUACGGCAAAUGCCCAUAUCAUGGACAAGAAAGCGUACACUUCCGCCUGGGAUACGGAUAAGGUCAAACUUCACAUGGGUACUGACAUCCCAGAGAUCAUCCUGGCCAAGCAGAAUAAUAUCAACACCAGUCUGAAACAAUACCGUGAAGGCUAUAUGGAAACCAUCAACAAAGGCUACUACCUUCCCAAAGAUGCCAUUUCUGUUUUGGCAGCUAAGGCCUCCCGAAAUAUCAUCAGUGAUUACAAAUACAAGGCCGGUUUCCGCAAGCAGUGUGGCAAUCAAAUCGGUGCACUCAGCGUCAAAGACGACCAGCUGAUCAUGAUGGCCGCUAAUGCAGCCAAGAUCUUCAGUGACGCUCGGUACAAGAAGGACUACAACAAGUCCAAGACGAAGUUCAACCUGCCAGUGGACAUGCUGAGUAUCGCGCUGGCCAAGAAAUGCCAGAGCCAGGUCAACCAAACCAACUACUCCACCCGCCUGCACAACUGGACCUGCAUGCCCGACUCCACGGAUGUGGUCCGUGCUAGGAAGGCCUACGCCUUAAACAGCGAUGUAAGUAUAUGUAAUGUGUUCGAAAAAUAUCACUCGUCACUGGUUUGA